Messenger RNA from Suillus fuscotomentosus, 1604 nucleotides. RefSeq lists its product as uncharacterized. The coding region runs from base 1 to 1422 and encodes 473 amino acids. The record is from RefSeq and is a predicted model, not a curated record. The transcript is spliced from 8 exons. Gene Ontology annotation, molecular function: lyase activity. NCBI's taxonomy places the organism in Eukaryota, Fungi, Basidiomycota, Agaricomycetes, Boletales, Suillaceae.
AUGCUUCUCCCCAGAUGGCAAGAGACUCACAAGCGGGUCAUUGGCUGGCAGUCUUCGAACGUGAGGCUUGGAGCCAUAUGGCUACGUCAAGGUUGGGAUCGAUCUUCCGACAUCUUUCCAAAACCGCCACCACCUGCCAAGAAGGCCGCUGUAGCGCCUACUACUUCCGCGUCAAAGCCAACAGCCAUGAAGAAAGAGACGAAACCCGUUCUCGCCGUCAAAGAUGUUCGUUCCGAUUCCUCAUUCUUUUCUGCGCCAAAACCGAAAGCCAAAUUACCAAGCUUCAAGAAAGCCCUGGCGCCUGUCAAGAAGGAGCCUGAUCUCAAUGUUGCGCAACCGUCAUCGAUCGUUCCGUUCCAGGAGGCACUGAAGUCAAUGGGUAAAGGGCGUAGGGACUCUCCAGUAACGGCCACACCGCCACCAGCUUCGAUUACGCCGCCCCUGCUAGAAUUGAUCCGGCUGAUAGAACGAGCUGUGUACGUUGAUGACCCUGUUGAUGGUGUCCAUACUGCUCACAGUUUGCGCGAUCUGGAUCGGGGAGAUGGUGCUGCUCUACAUGCUCCCCUAUUCGAAGAAGUUAUCGAUUGGACGGAUCCAAUAAAUCUCGAAUUCGAUCUCGAAGCGUCCCAACGCGGACAGAAUAAUACAGAAAAGACGACUCAGGAGGAGCGUGAGCAAACAGCUUUGGGUGCACUAUACAUAUCGUCAGCGCAGAUACCUGACAGUCCUGGCGAGCCCACGACGAUAAUCAGUGAUGACGAGAUAGAUGUGGACGUGAAGACCAUGACGGUGGGGUCAGAGUGCGAUAAUUUCUUCUGGAGAGAAGCCAAUCUACCUCAGCCCAACGCCGCAUCUGUCGCCGAUCUCGUAGGUCAAUUAUCGGGAGGUUUUGAUUCGAUGAGUGCGCCCAGUAGUGCGGGUAUCCAAUCAUUUGGCUUUGAUCCCGCAAUGCUUUCAGGUCUAUGUCAGACAGCAUUGAUACGCCCGGAAUUCAAAAAUCAAAAGAAGCCAAACACGCCGUUUUGUGAUGUCGGAUGCUUUUCCAAUUCAUGCUAUUCUGGUACACGUGGGAGGUCAGGUUACAUGGUCCGAUUUUGGUACCUUUCUUUUGACGAGGCCACCCCGCGGAAUUGGCAAGGUUUGGACAGGAUGGAUGCGGUAGUACGUCCCAAUGUCCACUGCGUGGAGGACUUGAAUGCAUUCUCGGUGAAUUAUGGUGAACCGUCAAAACGCGCCAUUAGGAAUAUACUUCACGUCGAAUCGAACGACGGCCCAGUUCUUGACUCGGAUGACGUUGAGGUCGAGUACCUUGUUGGACAUACGCAUCGCCACGAGGAGGGUAUCCCUCUUCUCGUGGAGAAGUUCAACGGGCGCAUCUACGCACAUUUCAAUGAGGCCAACCAACGAGCCCAAAUGGAGUAGUAAUAUCAAUGAUAUCCGUUUCACUCAAAGAAUGAGGAAAAUUGGAAGAAGCGCCCCUCGAUUGAUUCGUGCUUUGAAGUUGGUUUCACUGGACCUCUUAGUUUGAUGAGGACAUAUAUGGCCUCGAUAUUAGCACACAUUGUCCGAAGAGCUGUCCAAAGACCAUUUGAACAAGUUCGGCG